Molecule: messenger RNA, 976 nt
Organism: Perca flavescens (yellow perch)
Lineage: Eukaryota; Metazoa; Chordata; Actinopteri; Perciformes; Percidae
Product: sialoadhesin-like
Exons: 6
Coding region: 62-976 (304 amino acids)
Source: RefSeq, a predicted model, not a curated record
UCAGUUAGUGCUCGGCUCACUCUUCUGUCAGGAGUCCCAACCUGAAGAGACUGAAGUAAGGAUGGCAGUUUGGGACAAAAAGAUUCUCUGGGCCGUCAUGGUGGUCCUGACAGGAGCUCUGGGUCAAAGAGUGAACUAUCCAGAUCCUGUUUGUGGUAUAAAAGGAUCGACCAUCACCCUCCCCUGCUCCUUCACACCACUGGAGUCUCUCUAUGACUAUUAUGGAAGAGAAGAUUUCUUCAACAUCAUCAGAGUCUUCUGGUGCAAGAACCAUCCAAUCUGUCAGAGAGGGACUCCGUCUGUGUACGACAGCGAAUCAAACAACAACAACCCUCGUUACAGAUACCUGGGAGACAAGAAGGGAGUCUGCACUUUACAGAUCUCAGAUCUACAGGAGGAAGACGAGGCAACCUUUCGCUUCAGAAUGGAAGCUGAUGACAGCAGAGCUUCUUAUACUGGCCGAUCAGGAGUGAGAGUCACAGUUGAAGAUGGUGCUCAGAUGGAGAUAAGAAGCUCCAGAGAUGAAGGAGAGUUUAAAAGAGGAGAAGAAGUCACACUGAACUGCACCACAAUCUGCUCUAUCCACCACCUGGAGGUCAGCUGGUUCAGAGAUGGCUCCGCCCUCUCAGAGUCUGGCCCCGCCCUCCAUCUCAGCAAUCUGACUGCAAAGGAUUCUGGGAACUACACCUGUGGUUUGAAGAAGAAGAACCUCACCCUCUCAGAGCCGUACAGCCUGCAUGUGGAGGAAGGAGGAGGUCUGCUUCUGAUCGUUCGUCUGGUGGUCGGGGUCCUGCUGGUUCUCUUCGCUGUUGUUCUGGUCGCUUGCGUCAUCAAAAGUUCAUUCAUUGGUGUGGUCAUUGGCAGUCUGGGGCUUUGUAAUGACAAGGAAGUGACCUCACAAUCCUUAUCUGUGUCUAAGGAAGACGGCGAGGAGGAGGCGGUGAGUGUCUCUAACCUCCACUGUCAUGCCUCAUAG